AUGACCGCCAUAGAUCCUAGGUUGUUCCCGCGACGAGUUCGGUAUGCCGCCCUGCUGACUGUCAAUGUAUACGUUUUCAUGGGCAACAUGUAUUCGUCUGGGCUGGCGACCGGCUUUGAAUCUCUGGCGAUGGAUCUUCACGUCGGAAAUUCUGAGCUAUCGGCCCUAAUAACCUACUCGGUUCUAUCAAUGGGACUUGCCAACUUGUUUUGGAUGCCUCUAGCAUUGUGCUUCGGGAAGCGUCUUGUGACACUUGUGUCUAUGUCUAUGUUCUUGGGUGGAAUUAUCUGGAGCGCAGUCGCCAAGGACUACAACAGCCUGCUCGCCUCGCGAGUAUUCGCUAGUUUUGGAUAUGGUGCUAGCGAAUCGCUCGUUCCAAGUAUUCUCGCAGAUCUCUUCUUCGAGCGGAAUUACUCUAGCGCCAUGGCUGUUUACGCUGGGUUCCUCUCCGGUGGAUCCCAGAUCGGCCCCGUUAUCGCAGGAUAUCUCAUUCAAGCUCGUGGAUGGCGAUGGUUCUUCAUCCUUUGCGCCAUUAUCGCAGCUGUCAACUUUGUCACCACCAUUUUCUUCCUUCCCGAAACAAUUUAUGAGCCUGAGGAGGAGCCCGAGGAAAUAGGAGAUGUUGAGAAGGAUACCUCCAACCAUAUCGAGGCCGUCCGUACGACUUCGCAUGUUGGCGACCGGGCCAAGAUGGAUUUCGGCGAGUACACGAAGGGGCUCUUCUCACUCAACGUCACCAAGGGCGCCAAGGAGAAGGGCAUCUACAAGUUCUUUGCUUGCUUAUUCGUCCUCCCCUUCCCGCUGCUUAUAGUCCCCGGUAUCUUGAUUGCGUCGCUGAUGUACGGAGUUGUCUUGGGAGGUGUUGUCGCAAUCUCGACAGUAUCUCCCGACCUAUUCUCCCCACCUCCAUACCGAUUUUCCUCCGCCGACCUGGGUCUCUUCACCCUGAGCAGCUUCAUCGGCAUCGUCGUAGCCUGGCCAAUCGCCGGACCAUUGACCGAUUUACUCUCUCGCUGGCUACGCAAACGCAACCACCACAUCCACAAGCCAGAGCACCGUAUCCCGGCGCUCCUCCUGCCCUUCUUGAUUAACCCAAUUGGUCUCAUUGUCUUCGGAUACACCGUUGCACGACACCAGCACUACGUCCGCCCCGCUGUUGGCGCGGCAAUCGCAUCUUCGGGAUUGACCCUUGUUCCCUCGGUGAUGCUUUCAUACGUCGUAGAUGCAUACCCUCGGAUCAGUGGUGAGGCACUCGUGCUCGUCAACGCCUCAAAGAAUGUCGUUGCCUUUGGAUUGGCCAAGGGCGGAUAUGCUUGGAUGACGAAGGAAGGCGUCGAUAAGAUGUUCUAUGAGUUUGCGGGUAUCCAGUGGGCUAUUUUAUUCUUGGGAUUGCCUCUUUAUAUCUUUGGGAAUUGGCUUCGGACUCAGACUCAAAAGCUUUUCUGA
Penicillium argentinense is the source of this 1446-nucleotide messenger RNA. Its product is annotated as putative MFS transporter. The transcript has 6 exons. The record is from RefSeq and is a predicted model, not a curated record. Gene Ontology annotation, molecular function: transmembrane transporter activity. NCBI's taxonomy places the organism in Eukaryota, Fungi, Ascomycota, Eurotiomycetes, Eurotiales, Aspergillaceae. Gene Ontology annotation, biological process: transmembrane transport. The coding region runs from base 1 to 1446 and encodes 481 amino acids.